CCCCACCCGUUGCAGGCUAAUCGUAUGUUCCAGACCCCCUCCGACCUCACACGCUUCCUUCACAGUAGAACCCUGCUUUUCUCUGUCUGGUUCUCAUUUUUACAAAAACCCUAGUGUCCGUACCGAAUCUUGUCGCCGACUUCACCAUGGAUGCUGAUGAGAAGAAAAUGAUAGAUAUUGAGGAGGAGAUACGUUCUUUGCAGCUUGACUCGGCAGAAGAAGAAAAUAAUGGGGUUGUUAAUCCUGAGGAUGCAAAGGCAGAAGAAGUUGAGGAAGUGGAUAAGAUGGAGGAAGAUUCGAAGGAAGCUGUCCAUAAAGAGGCAGUGCAGGUUGAACAAAAAGUGAAAGAUAAGGAAAUCUCUGCCUCAGUUAAGCCAGUGGUUGAGAAGGAAUUACCCAAGAAGAGGCACUUGAAUGUUGUCUUUAUUGGCCAUGUUGAUGCUGGUAAGUCCACUAUUGGAGGCCAGAUACUUUUUCUUAGUGGUCAGGUGGAUGAUCGUACAAUCCAAAAAUAUGAAAAAGAAGCAAAGGACAAAAGUAGAGAAAGCUGGUAUAUGGCGUAUAUUAUGGACACUAAUGAAGAGGAGAGAAUCAAGGGUAAGACAGUUGAAGUUGGAAGAGGUCAUUUUGAAACUGAGACAACAAGAUUUACAAUUUUGGAUGCCCCGGGUCACAAAAGUUAUGUCCCAAAUAUGAUCAGCGGUGCAUCUCAAGCUGAUGUAGGCGUACUGGUAAUUUCUGCACGAAAAGGGGAAUUCGAAACUGGAUACGAGAGAGGUGGACAGACCCGUGAGCAUGUUCAGCUUGCAAAAACCCUUGGUGUGUCUAAGCUGCUUGUAGUUGUGAAUAAGAUGGAUGAUCCUACUGUCAAUUGGACAAAGGAAAGGUACGAUGAAAUUGAGUCAAAGAUGAUACCAUUUUUAAAGUCUUCAGGAUACAAUGUCAAGAAAGAUGUCCAGUUCCUGCCAAUAUCUGGUCUGCUAGGUACAAACAUGAAAACAAGAUUGGAUAAAAACAUUUGUCCAUGGUGGGAUGGUCCCUGCCUCUUUGAAGCCCUUGAUGCCACUCACAUUCCUCAACGAGAUCCCGAAGGUCCAUUUAGGAUGCCUGUUAUAGACAAAUUCAGAGAGAAGGGAAUUGUUGUUAUGGGAAAAGUAGAAUCUGGUACUGUGUGUGAGGGAGAUUCCUUGUUGAUAAUGCCAAAUAAGGCUCAUGUUAAAGUUAUUGAUAUUUACUGUGAUGAAGAUGAGGUCAGAUAUGCAGGGCCAGGUGAAAAUGUACGGGUUAGACUAACUGGGGUUGAAGAAGAGGGCAUAUUAUCUGGCUUUGUGUUGUCAGGCAUUGCUAAACCAAUACCUGCUGUUACUGAGUUUGUCGCACAGUUGCAGAUCCUUGAGUUGGUGGACAAUGCAAUUUUUACAGCUGGCUAUAAGGCUGUCUUGCACAUUCAUGCUGUUGUUGAAGAAUGUGAGAUUGUUGAGUUGUUACAUCAAAUUGAUCCAAAGACAAAGAAACCUAUAAAAAAGAAAGUUCUCUUUGUGAAAAAUGGUGCCUUUGUUGUUUGCCGCAUUCAGGUGAAUAAUUUAAUAUGCAUCGAGACGUUCACAGAUUUUCCUCAACUUGGAAGGUUCACUCUUCGUACUGAAGGAAAAACAGUUGCAGUGGGAAAGGUCACCAAGCUUUUAUCAAGUAUUUAAACAAUUUUGGCACAAGAGUUCAUUCUUUCACAAAUUUGUCAAAUUGUUUUGUGGGAGGGUUGCCUUCAAUUCGUCAUCUCUUGAUCAAAGGUGCAUGAUUAUUUGUGAUUGUUAUCUCUCUGCCCGAAAUUUGUUUGUGAAACCAAAUCAAAUGGCUUAAUAGACUGCCCUGUAUGACUUUGAUGAAUGUUAGGGGAACUCUUUCCACAAAUCUUGGAUCACAUAAACGAAGGAGACAACUUAUCACAAUCCCUUUAUCAUGGAAUUACUUUAUUUGGAUUUGGUUUAUAUGUUUGACAGUUUGACGUGGUAUUUAUGAUUGUUAGGCAUUCAGAUACGCUGAUUAGGAAAAGAUGAGUCUUUUCUGAUAUCAUAUGAUUAUUUUUUGACAGGCAACCUUACUCUGGGACAUAAAUGUUGCUGCAUUUCAUGGCAGCCUUAAGGGGUCCUAAUUUACAGCAACACAUGCAACUCAU
Molecule: messenger RNA, 2173 nt
Organism: Corylus avellana
Lineage: Eukaryota; Viridiplantae; Streptophyta; Magnoliopsida; Fagales; Betulaceae
Source: RefSeq, a predicted model, not a curated record